AUGACUCGGAGAUCCUGUGCCAUUUACGCCACCGGUAUCGUGUGCGCUCACCUCCUGAUAGUGGGAAUCGCCCUGGUCGUGGCUCAAGUCUUCCAAACAAUGAUACACAGCCGUUUAAAAAAGGAAAUAACUUUGACAGAGAAGAGUCAAAUGUUUGAGUCAUGGAAGAAUCCCCCUCCACCCGUUUACAUGGAGUAUUACUUCUUCAAUGUCACCAAUCCUGAGGUGUUCUUGGCAGGCGGAAAGGCAUCUUUAAAACAGAUCGGACCGUAUACUUACAGGGAGUACAGGCCGCGGGAGAACAUCACUUUCCUGGAGAACGGGACCAAGCUCUUUGCACUGAAUCCCAAAACCUUUGUGUUUGUUCCUGAGAAGUCAGCUGGUAACCCUGAGGUCGACCUUAUCAGGACUGUCAACAUCCCGUUUGUGGCCAUCAUGAACGAGCUGAACUCCUACUCCUUCUUCCUGCGAACUGUGGUUUCCAUGUACUUGAACAGCAUGGGCGUUGAGGUGUUCAUGACCCGCACUGUCCACGAGGUUCUGUGGGGCUUCAAAGACCCUGUCCUCACAAAGGUCAAGUCCCUCAAGCCAGAAGUGGACGAGUAUUUUGGGCUGAUGUGGAAGAAAAAUGGCACCCAUGAAGGAGAGUUUGUGUUCCACACCGGCGAGCAGAACUACAUGGAUUACGGCAAGAUCGACACGUGGAACGGCCUCAGGGAGAUGUCGUGGUGGUCUUCCAAUUCGAGCAACAUGAUCAAUGGUACAGACGGCGCAGUCUUCCACCCUCUGAUCAACAGGAACGAGCUGCUCUACAUCUUUGCUGCUGAUCUCUGCAGGUCUAUCCAUCUAGCCUACGUAAAAGACGUUGAGGUGAAAGGCAUCCAGGCGUACCGCUUUGCACCCCCAAACGAUGUUCUCAUGAACCCCAAGGAAAACCCCGCCAACGCGGGCUUCUGUGUGCCAGCUGGAGACUGUCUCGGCACCGGGGUGCUUAAAGUCAGCGUUUGUCGCGAAGGUGCUCCCAUCGUGGUAUCUUUUCCCCACUUUUAUCAAGCCGACCCAAAGUACAUCAAUGCUGUUGAAGGGCUUAACCCCAACAAGGAGGAGCACGAGACGUAUCUGGACCUGCAACCGACCUCAGGGGUUCCCAUCCGUGCCUGCAAGAGAGCUCAGCUCAAUAUCAUCCUGAAAAGAGUCACAGGCUUCCCUAAAACCAAGUUGAUCCAUGAGACCAUUUUCCCCAUCAUGUUCGUCAAUGAGACUGCAACCAUCGAUGAUGAUUCUGCAUCCCAGAUGAGGACACUCCUCCUGAUUGUGACUCUGGUGUCAAACUUCCCUUUGCUCAUCGUGGGCAUGGGCAUCAUCCUGCUGCUGGUGCUGGUCGUCUUGUUCUGUCGAAACCGCCAGAAGAAGAAUGAAGUAAAACGUAUUGAUUUUACUGAAGCUUUUCAUUCUUUUGCUACGGUGAAAGACGACACGGCCUACACUCAGGUCAGCGACAAACCCGACGAGCCGUCAGAAAUGCCCGCCAAUCAGCCAAUGAAGAACGGCUCCUACAUUGCCAUGUCUCCAGUGGAGGCCCAGAAGUGUUGAUCAAGGAUCCCCUCCCCAAGUGUGGAGCCCAGGAAGGGGGCUGAGGGAGCAGCACAGGGGUGUUACAUUACCAUGGGUGGGGGGUUUGCAUAAAGAGCAGCCUCAUUUACUCUUAUUUUUGUGAGGGGUGGGGGGGUUGGGGAGGAAAAAGGAAUAGCGUGGGACACAAGCCCCGGUAAAUGUUAGACAACAAAGACAUUGCUCCUCAAACUGAGCCCUCUGACUGUCUGUCCUCCUCUUCUCUACCUGCUGAGCAUGGCUCUCGCCGCCUGCCGUACUGCAACUUAAAAAAACUCUCAUUCCUCGUUUCCGUCCUGGUCGGCCUUUAAAGAUGAUGACGGGAACCCAGGCAAGAGGCUGGGCCAGGACAAGCCUUUUUUUCCAUAACUCUUCUGUGGGAACACAGUAGCUUAGGUGACGCUGACGCACACAGACUCUGCCGACUGAUACCGCUCAGAGAGAGUUUUACUGUUCACCUGAACAACAAUUGCUGUUGUUAGCGUCGCAUCCUCGCUCUUUUCCUCUGCGUCAGAGGAGAAAACUUGCAGCUGAAAGAUUAAAAGGAAAGACCCAGUAAUCGGAAAACCUAGGACGAAACUCUUAGCUCCUGCGGUCAGAAAAUAAAAUGGUUUUGCUAAGCAUAUCCUUUUUGUAAAGAAGAAAAAACACUGAGCCGAACCAUUUCUAGCAUUUUUGCCUUUUUGUCCUAAGAUGAAUUGGUGCACCCACACACAUACACAGCGCUCUUCCAGUAUCAGUUAGUAAAAGUGUGUGUGCACCUUUUUAUCUUACGCUGUCCUGGGCAACGAAUUAUCUGGAUGCAGGCACAGUGUAGUAACACCUGGAAUACUUGUGAUUUUCAUCCCCCCCUCCUCCAGAACACUAGUUAGAAGUAGUCAGCUGAUGACUACUCAGCUGUGAAUUUAUUAGGGCUCCUGCCAGUAGCUUGAUACAAUUGCGCCUUUUUUUUAGGCCUCGUCACACAUUCAAAUCAAAAAAGGAGAAAAAACACCCACAGAACUUAAAAGGGAGACUUGAACCUGCUUUCUGCCUUAUAAUGGUUCAGUGUGUUCUUAAUGUUCAUACAGUGUUCAAAUAAGCUGGAAAUCUCAUUAUUGUAAAUAUGUAAAAGGGGAAAUGUUGAGAUACCUCUGACCAAAAUCCAGUAGGCAGUCCUUCUAGAUGUGCUGAAAGACACUAACGUCGCUCUGGUGUCGACACGCUCCUGCAAGUCUACACUGUUAUUAGAGAAAGCACAAUUUGGAUGGCUAAAACCAGUCCUCACAAGGAUACCAGGUUUUUUUUCAUCCUGUUACCAUAUAUAUUAACAGCUGAUCGGUCAAAGACACUAUCAAAGUGCCGUGACUAUUAAACAAAAAAAGUGGAAUCAUUGGGGGUUUUGAGGGAGCCUUGGGCACCACUCGCCGCUGUGCAGUCUUUCAGUUUGCCAAGGAGCUGUAGGCAUUCAGGCAAAACGCAGCACACAGCACUUGAAUCACUGUUUGUCUUAUGUUUCAUGCGUCGUUGUUUUUCUGUCUGCCACACUCGUCUUGUCACGUCAAACCCAACAGCGGUAGUUGUUAAUGGGAAGUGAAUUUAAGGCCAUAAUAAUGUCAACGUGGAAAAUUCCCUGCACUUUGCCUGGAAUUGUGCCCUGUGUAUUCUCAUUGUUGUUUUUUGUCCUAUUCAUUACAAGCCAAGUGGUCCCUAACUUCAAUACAUUUCAAUUAUUUCCUUGUGUUUUCUUUUGUUCUGUUCAUUACAAUGCCGGUGGUCCAUACGUUCAAAACAUUUCAAUUUAUUUUUACUGUUUUGUUUUUUUUGUCCUGUUCUUUACAAUGAAGGUGGGCCAAAUGUUCAAUACAUUUUGUUUCUUUGUCCUUGUAAGUAUUGGUUAGGACGGAUGUUAAAUGCACAUCCAUGCCUCUGUGUUACGUGCUUUCCACCACAUGGAGUGUCUUCUUUUGAUAUACUAUUGUAUUAGUUAUUGCUGCUAAAAAGAAAUGCCAUAACCUAUGGACUUGUUUUUGUACAUGCGUGUACAAAACGUGCUCGUAUUGUUUCAGGUUGAUCUGCAGAAGCUUUUUCUUUAAAGGCUUUCUGUGUCACCAACAUCUUUUUGACACCUGAGCACAAGAUACAAAGCCCAAAGCUUGCUGCCAUUUAUUGGGAUAAGCAGUUACAGUUAUCACUAGCAACACUUUUGUAAAUCUAUCACACUUAACAUACUCAUUCCUCUUAUUAGCAGAUGAUCAUAUCACAUGUAUUGUUAGCAUUUUAUUAUAGUAGUAGUAGUAGUAAACUUAACAAUCCGCCGGAGGCGCCUCAUAAUGGCGCUCCUCUUCAUGUAAAGAUUGGUGUCAGAAGUCUGGGUUAAAUAAUCACACUGGUGGAGAGGUCGAAAGUAUUCCUUUAAGGUUGAAUCGAUUCACUAAAGGCCUUUUGUAUUCCACAUAAAUGCAAGCAAACGCCGCCUUUUGCAAACUCACAGUGCAUCGUUAUCCACCUUUCAAAAACUUGAACCUAUGAGACCUUAAUCCCAAGUGUUGCGUGUCUGUUUAAACACACGCCUGAGCCACCACUCCGCCGCUGUCUGACUUCUACAACACCGACCUUUGAGUCCAAUCUUUCAAGCCUAUUGGCUCGUCCCUGCUUGACCAAAGAUAACACACAUCGAUCUUCCCCAACACCGUGUUUACUCUCCUCUGUGAUAACGGUUGUGCCACAAAACCACCCCCUACCUUGUUCUUUUUUUAAUUGUGCCACCACUUAUGUGAAGUAUUUGCAGCAGUGUUGUGUGAGCGUGAACGCAUGUAUGUAUGAGCCUUUUUACAACAAGGCAAGAAGGAAAAAAAAAUGAGAGAAAUUUCACAAGUUGGUUUGAUGGGUAUUGCUUUUUUUGUCCCCUGGUGCAAGAGCAAAUAAAAGUAAUCAAUGCUCUUCAUGAGCAGAUCUCAGUAUUAAGUAAGUCAAAGCAAUACAGAGUUGUGUAAAAUAAAAAAUGUAAGGGGCCACAGAAUAUUUAUGUAUAUUAUUUGAUUUGGUUUUCCCCUAAAUUUGUGAUUUUUGUUGUGUAGCAGUAUUUGUUUCUGUAGCGUUAUUUAGUUGUCGUUUUUUUCUGUAAUAUCCAACAUUUCAUUUUUGAUCAUUUACAUUUUUUCACACUGAAAUCACUAAAAAGAUGGACCAGUAUUUCACACUGGAAGCUGUACAAUGUCUGUAAGAGUGUUCAUGAAUGGUUUAAGAUUUGGGUGUUGAACCUGUAUGAGUAAAUUUGUGUUUGUGGACCUGUAAACACCAUUUCUGUCAAACUGGAGUGAUUUUUACUGGAAGGCUGAUUAUCUUGAUGACUGCGUAAAGUAAAAGCAUUGAUGCUGUGUAAACUAUCUAGAUGAAUGAAGCCCUCCUUCAGGGAUGAGUACUAGUGCCAUACCAUCCUUUCUUUGGUGUAACAAACCGCAUCUCCCCAUGUUCUGAAAUCACUAACGGACGUUUCCUCUUGAGAUAUACUCUUUUGUUUUGCUGCUGAAUAGGACAUUCCUUGUCAUGUGAGGUGCAAAAUUAAUCUAAAGUAAUAUCCAUUUUUAGUUUUGAUAAUUUACACUUCACAGAUGUUUCUACAGUGCUUUUGUAAACAUUUAUAGUGUAUUUGCAAAAAAAUAAAAGUUGCAAUCUAAUGCAAAGUUCACAUU
Molecule: messenger RNA, 5285 nt
Organism: Trematomus bernacchii (emerald rockcod)
Lineage: Eukaryota; Metazoa; Chordata; Actinopteri; Perciformes; Nototheniidae
Gene: scarb2a
Product: scavenger receptor class B, member 2a
Exons: 13
Coding region: 1-1593 (530 amino acids)
Biological process (GO): receptor-mediated endocytosis; protein targeting to lysosome
Cellular component (GO): membrane; cytoplasm; lysosome
Molecular function (GO): scavenger receptor activity
Source: RefSeq, a predicted model, not a curated record